UUUCGUCCAAUGACAAGUUGUAGGGGUAUACUGAUAGCUGGUGUAACAAAUCGUGCCCGUACGUUGAUGGCAGAGGGUUUUUUGCGUUCUAUGACGGGCGGGCAAGUUUUUAUUGCCAGUGGUGGACUGUUCCCCUAUGGCUUGGUCCACCCGCUAGCGGUAAAAGCUAUGGCUGAAGUGGGUAUCGACAUCUCUACGUUAAUCUCUUCCUCGCUUGAGUUUGCGCGACGAAAAAGCCGUACGUAUGACGUGUACAUCAGCGUUGACGCGUCGUAUGCAAACCGCAGGGCCGAUCGCCACCAACGCAGCCACAAGGUUGCCGAGUUUGAAGAUGACGAUGGCAGGGAACUCUACGGGGAUCCGAUGCUUGCGAUGGCGAUGCCAUCGCACUGGGCAGUCGCGCGGGAUGCUGCGGAUGCACGUCAGCGGUGGAACAUUUGGAGCCCACGCGACCCUACCAUUUUUUACGAGAACUCAACACGUAAAUUUCAAGACCACCUGUAUGAAGGCGAGCCCCUCUUCAUGCGAUUGGAGAUUAGUGCGAUGCGGGCGGACGUGAAGGUCUCGGAGCGCUGGGAGGUCGGCGAGGUGUCGGAGCCGUUCGCGAUGGAGCGGGAGGAUCAGCAGCUGAAACGGUUCCGGCACGCUCGCGCGCGGCUAGCUACGGAGUCCGUACGGCUGCUCCGGUAUUUGGAGGAAUACUACGGCGAGAGGAUGCUUGUUAGCGAUUCCUGCCUGAAAGCUAGUGAAAUCGUUAGUCGCGGCUUAACUUGA
Messenger RNA from Phytomonas sp. EM1, 774 nucleotides. NCBI's taxonomy places the organism in Eukaryota, Euglenozoa, Kinetoplastea, Trypanosomatida, Trypanosomatidae. The record is from the annotation of a GenBank genome assembly.